AUGGAGUAUUUCAACAGUUCCACGCAUCUAUCUACUACGACGAUGGAAAGCGAUUUUAGUUCUGAGAAAACUGGGCCGAAUUUGGGGAAGUAUUGGAAUCAGAUGAACCAAAAGGUCACUUCAUGCCUUGGUAGUCAAGGUAACAAUGUUAAAACCUUUUUCCAAUCUUUCGUGAAUAGUAAGAGCAAAAGCUUUUCUAAUAAAAACACCAAUACGACUCUUGACGUUGACGAAGCCGUAAACAAUGAGCUCGAUGAAAAUGGAUUGCCCGUCACACAAAACUGGUACUAUUACGAUAAGCAAAUGGGACAUUGGAAUGUGUCGCCCGAUGCGCCUGAGGCGGUUCGACAGAAACAUAUCGAAAAGCUCCGGGCUGAGGCCAAUCGAAUGGAUCCAACCCAAGUCACUCUGCCCCCGCCCCCGCCGAUGAUGGGGUCACCGAACACGAACGGCCCGAACUCCCCACCCCGUCCCGGGGACGCCGCUACCAAAGGCCUCUUUACCCCCGCCGUGACCAAUGAAGGGGGCAUUCCAAAUCGCGUAACCGGUCCGCGUUAUUCCGUGCCGGAUUAUUUUAAUAUCGCGCCCCCCUCUCCCGCGAUGGAGUCGCGGAAUCCGCCAACAGCGAUGGCGAUGCCACCACCGGGUGGGAUCUACGGCAGCUACGCGGGCUUGGGACAACCGAGUGCGGUGGAUUCCUCCGGUGCGACUGUGAAGGCUGCAUCGGUGGAAACCCAGGUGAGGGUCAAUCCCCUGCCGCCGCCACCUCCUGCCCCAUACCAGCAGUCCCCCGUAGCGCCCUCCAUGCCGCCGUUUCCGGGGGGAAAUCCCAUUCCGCCAGGCGGCCCCCUUAGGCCCCCGACAGCUUCUUUCCUUGCCGCCUCGCCGGAUGGUAUGGCGUGGCCUCCGCCGCCUUUUCCGCUGAACCCUACUGACGGUGGCCUCGCGAACCCGCCGGGUCCCUCUCUUCAGAAUGGCCCGUCGACAGGGGGCUACGGGGCUGGCGGGGGCCUAUAUCAAUACUACACCGCGGAGGCACCGCCCGGUAAUGGUGUCUGGUGA
This is a messenger RNA of Phytomonas sp. Hart1, 1062 nucleotides long. The record is from the annotation of a GenBank genome assembly. Lineage: Eukaryota; Euglenozoa; Kinetoplastea; Trypanosomatida; Trypanosomatidae.